Bactrocera dorsalis (oriental fruit fly) is the source of this 569-nucleotide messenger RNA. RefSeq lists its product as uncharacterized. Lineage: Eukaryota; Metazoa; Arthropoda; Insecta; Diptera; Tephritidae. The record is from RefSeq and is a predicted model, not a curated record. The transcript has 3 exons. The coding region runs from base 61 to 468 and encodes 135 amino acids.
UCGAUCUGCACAGCUUAGUCGCUGAAAUUAUUUGAAGAAGAGCGCACACACAAAUAAAAAAUGCAUUUCUGUAACUUUUGUCUAUAUAUAGGACUGUUAUGUCUUGCUGUUGGACCGCUGGCGGAGGCCUGGGUGGCACGCGCUAAUUAUCACAACGAUGCACAUCCUGGCAAAUGCACGGUGAGUGAUACGCUCAUUCUCUCACCCGGUGAAAGAGCGAAAUCGCCCAACUCUUGUUCGGUAAUUCAUUGUGGCAGUGAGGGGCAUGCCACCAUUUUUGGCUGUGGCGCUGUUGGCGCACCAGAGGGUUGCAAAUGGGGUGAUCAUGUGAAUAAAGAUGCUCCUUUUCAGGAGUGUUGCGCCCGCCACUUGGUAUGCGAAGGUGGCUUGACGGCUGAGACGCGCCAUUAUGAAAAACACUAUUGGGACAUGUUCUCACGCAAUUCGAAGAAUACUGCGAACGAGUAAGAACGUAAUGUUUUGAAGGAAAGUAAUGGCUUUGAGUAAUGGUUGUAUUUAUCAAAUUAAAUGUAAUGCUAAAGCAAUGAAGUGAUUAUAUAUUUGUUAUU